This is a messenger RNA of Phyllostomus hastatus (greater spear-nosed bat), 2104 nucleotides long. RefSeq names its product low density lipoprotein receptor class A domain containing 4 (gene LDLRAD4). Lineage: Eukaryota; Metazoa; Chordata; Mammalia; Chiroptera; Phyllostomidae. The record is from RefSeq and is a predicted model, not a curated record. Gene Ontology annotation, biological process: negative regulation of transforming growth factor beta receptor signaling pathway. Bases 963 to 1883 code for a protein of 306 amino acids. Gene Ontology annotation, cellular component: Golgi membrane; early endosome membrane. Gene Ontology annotation, molecular function: R-SMAD binding. The transcript has 7 exons.
GUGCGCAGCGGGUUGGCCUGCAAAGCGCUAGGGUCCCGCGGCCUUGGGCCCACAUACCCGCACACUCCCAGCUCGGUGCCUACAGCCUGUAGAGGUCGGUUCGGCCUGUGUGCACGGGUCGGGGUUGGCCCACGCUCUCCAGCAGCGCGGCCCCCGGCAGCCUGGCCACAGGCCGGGUCCCCACCGCCGAGGGGGAUGGGGAGGGAGGAGAGACGAGGAGUUGGAGACAGACACAGCCUCCUCCAGCACAGUCAAGGCAGGAGACAGACGGCGGUGGCAGCAGCAGCAGCAGCAGCAGCAGCAGCAGCAGCAGCAGCGGCGGCGGCGGCGGCGGCGGCGGGGGGCGGAAGACCCCCCCCCUCUGGCAACUGGAGGCUGGUCAGAUCCCUCUGCAGCUGUAGCACUGUCUCUCUUCUACCCUCUGCCGGGCUGGGCCCUGCGCGACAGAGAGCAGUUCAAGCUCUACAUUUGUAACAUCAAACUGCUGUCUCUUAUAAGACCAUUUCAAGAACUGACAUCAGUUUUCAUAUAGCUUAAAGCAAAGGAAGAGGUAAAGCGCAGAGAGCAGCAGAUCAGACCACAUGAAGCUCCACUGGAGCACCUGAGAGCUGUGAAGGAUGGUGGCUGUCGAGCUGCUGAGGAGGCCCUUGCUCUAAGGUGGGAAAGCAGGUCUUAGCAGCACAGAUCCCAUCACUCCCUGCUCAUCAUGGACUCUACCCUCUGGCUGGAUGGCUGAUGUGACUGUGUGCCCUAAUUGUGCAUGCUGCUGGACUGGGUGCCAUCCCAGGUACCACCUGCUCUGUGGGAGCAGGGCAGGUGGGCAUCAGAUGCUACCAAAAGCCGGACGGGACAAAGCAAUGGACUCCGACAAGCUAAGAUGGAAGUGACCUGAGGCUUCACCCAGGCAGUUUCCUCUUGACAGGACAGCUUGAGUCAGAGCACAGGUUUGUCUGGGGAGCAGUAUGCAGGAAGCUGGUUUUCAGGCCACAAAUGCUUUCACAGAGUGCAAAUUCACCUGCACCAGUGGUAAAUGCUUGUAUCUUGGUUCACUGGUCUGUAACCAACAGAACGACUGUGGGGACAACAGUGAUGAAGAAAACUGUCUCCUGGUGACUGAACAUCCACCUCCAGGCAUCUUCAACUCGGAGCUGGAAUUCGCCCAGAUCAUCAUCAUCAUUGUGGCGGUUACAGUGAUGGUCGUGGUCAUUGUCUGCCUGCUGAAUCACUACAAAGUGUCCACACGAUCUUUCAUCAACCGCCCGAGUCAAAGCAGGAGGCAAGAGAACAGGGUGCAGCAGGAAGGGUGCUUGUGGCCUUCAGACAGCUCCGGUCCUCAGCCAGGUGCCUCAGAGAUCAUGUAUCCACCUCGGUCUAGAGACAGGUUUGCUGCCCCAUCCUUUAUCCAGAGGGACCGGUUCAGCCGCUUUCAGCCCACCUACCCCUAUGUGCAACAUGAGAUUGACCUCCCCCCCACCAUCUCCCUGUCUGAUGGGGAGGAGCCACCUCCUUACCAGGGGCCCUGUACCCUGCAGCUCAGGGAUCCUGAACAGCAGAUGGAACUCAACCGAGAAUCUGUGAGGGCCCCACCCAACCGGACCAUAUUUGACAGUGAUUUGAUAGACAUUUCUGUGUAUAAUGUGGGCCCGUGCCCACCCAGCAGCAAUUCAGGCAUUACUGCCAGCACCUGCAGCAGUAAUGGGAGGAUGGAAGGGCCACCUCCAACGUACAGCGAGGUGAUGGGCCACUACCCAGGAGCCUCUUUCUUCCAUCACCAGCACGGCAACAUGCAAAGAGGGAGCAGACUGCCAUUUCAACAGGACAGCUCUGGGAGCACAAUGGUGCCCAUCCAGGGCAAAGAUGGGAAGCCUGGGAAUCUUGUCUGACCCCCCAAUAUUCACUUGAAUUGAGAAGAAACCGAGGAGGGAGGAGGGCUGCACAGCUCCUCUGCUCCUGGGCACAGUGCUGUCGAGUUUUACGUGCUACAACUAAGGAAAACCAAAUGUGCAAAUGUGGUCUUUGUUUCUGAUUCCUUCCAGGGAAACUGCAUGCAAACUAGACUGAAAUAAUACAAACUUCCAUCCAGUCUGACCAUAAACAGUGUUUA